Messenger RNA from Geodia barretti, 748 nucleotides. The record is from the annotation of a GenBank genome assembly. NCBI's taxonomy places the organism in Eukaryota, Metazoa, Porifera, Demospongiae, Tetractinellida, Geodiidae.
UACCCCGACCAACCAGAACCCCUCGACGUAGAGAUCAGCGCCAAACAGCUAAAGGUGUGUUUUCUGAGGUUCACUAUGAACGGAACUAUAGCCGAGUUUUCUCCACGUGUGGAUGAAUUCGAAGCCCUCAUUGGAGAAACCCUCUCUGAGGCUAUUGAAAAAAACAUCAUGCUCUACUACAGCCCCAUGGUAGCUGAAGUCCAACAAGAAGCAUCGGAAACAAUAAUUGUUACUGUAUCAAUCUCGGCAAUCAUGAACGAAUCGGCUACACUGAAACUGGACACAGCGGCCGCAGUGGCAGUCUACAUAUCAUCGCUGAUCUCACGAAACCAGGAUUUCUUCGCCACUUACAGUUUCGACAUCGUAUCAAUCUCAAUCUUUGAGUCUGGAAGCGGAGGGGACACUAUUAUCAUGACUACCAACAACAAUGAAGAAGAAGGGCUCUCGGAUGGGGUGCUGUCGGGAAUGGUCAUUCUGGGGCUCGCUGGCACACUGACGGCAUUGGCAGUGGUGUUUAUGCUGAUCUACAUCCGCUACGCCACCAUCAGGAGGCCUCAGAUGCAGCAAGAGAGGUUGCCUCUCAUUCCUGACAAUGAGGUCAAUCAAAGGUACCAACAGGUCAACUUAAAUCUCAAAGAAGUAUAAUCUUGCCCGCAGAAGACUUUCGUAAAUAUAGCUAGCUUAGUGGUACAAACUCUUUUCAGUUGAUAGAUGUAGAAACAUACACAUUUUAAAUCAGUUACAGUUG